AAAAGAUAGAUUUCCUCAUUAAAAUUUUCUCGUAUUCCUCGGGACGUCUAAAACCGAGAAAGCUUUCCUCAAGUUUCUGUAAUGUUCAAAUUCAUGUCGAAAUCGCGGAGAUAUUCCAGAAGGAAUUUUCUACCACACGAGCAUCUUCUGUGGGCGUAUUCGCCAUGCCGGAUGAACCAUUCGAAAAUUUGAAACAAGAUGUAUCUGUUCGCGAGAGGCAGUCGAGUGGAGGCAUCAACAAUGGGGAUUAUCAGCAUUGGCUGAGCCGACUUCAGAGUUUAAAAGAAUCGAUGAUAGAGAGAAAUCGACAACUCUCCGAAUUGGACGAUCUUUUUAAGCAUUUAGAAUUUAAUCGUUCUCUGAAUAAUUACGAAGGUCCGAAGACAUCACGGUACGAAGCCGUAAAUCUUCUCUGUAAAGAAGUAAGAAGCGUCUAUAAAGACUCGGAAGUCGAUUGGUCUUUGGUGUAUAAUGCAGGUUGCACUAUAGAUGAUACAGUUUUACCUGAACACGUGACGGAACCUAAUGAUCUCGAUCGUUUGAUCAGCGGGACAUUCAGAUCAUUUUUGAUGGCUCUUCCUACACCUCCAACAAUUAUCACGAUAGCCAGAUCUAGUGAUGACGAUUACACCCCUGGCGAAAACGUUGAUCAAAUUCAAGUUGACGUUCUUGACCAACUUCGUGAACACUUGGGAUCAGAAAUAGAUAUCAAAUUGACUUAUCAGGAAAACGAAGAACAAGUUUAAUUUUUCAAAAGAUGUAAUCUUUUAUCUAAAAUCUUUGUGAUUUUUCAAAUAAAGAU
Messenger RNA from Pogonomyrmex barbatus (red harvester ant), 802 nucleotides. RefSeq names its product misexpression suppressor of ras 6 (gene MESR6). Lineage: Eukaryota; Metazoa; Arthropoda; Insecta; Hymenoptera; Formicidae. The record is from RefSeq and is a predicted model, not a curated record.